UGCAGAGCAAAUAGCAAAUUAACCCAAAUAUUGAAGGUGAUUCAAACCCGGCAAAUUUCUCAUCUAGCGGCAGCAUGGCUACUAUUAUUGGCGGCAUCGAGAUACUCUUCAAAGAAGCAAACCGCGACUUCACCAAGCGCUGGCACCAAUUUAGUCCGUCCAAGGAAGUGCUUCCCAAGGGAUGGCAGAAAGCCGAAGGACGACGCGCAUUAGACGAAGACUUAAUCUUUGAGAGAGAUAUUCGGAUUUCUCUCCGAGACGGCACUGCGAUCUGGGCGGAUGUGUUUCGGCCAGUGGUGUCAGAUAAUCAGCCUGUCCCUGCCAUAUUAGCAUGGAGUCCAUAUGGAAAGCAAGGCAAUGGUUUUCAGAGCCUUGAUAGGGUCCCCUGGCGGGCGGGUAUACCCAGAGAUUGGACCAGUGAUCUCGAAAAGUUUGAGGCUUUGGAUCCGGCUGAAUGGUGUCCUCGAGGUUAUGCGAUUGUCAAUGUGGAUUCUCGGGGCGUAUUCGAUUCGGAUGGAGACAUGUUCAUGUUAGGGACACAAGAGGGCCGAGACGGCUAUGAUGCCGUCGAAUUCAUUGCUUUACAGUCGUGGUGUAAUGGAGCUGUUGCUUUUGCUGGUAACUCAUACCUUGCUGCGGCACAGUGGUUUAUUGCUGCUGAAAGACCACCUCAUUUGAAAGCCAUUGCUCCCUGGGAGGGUAUUGCAGACUAUUAUCGUGAACUACUUGGCAGAGGUGGCAUUCCGAACGAUGCCUUUGUUGACUAUCGCGGCAGUGGUUACUGUGGAAAGAACCGACAGGAAGACUCAGGUGCCAUGAUCCGUCAAUAUCCACUUUGGAAUCAGUUCUGGGACGACAAAAGUGCCAAGUUCGCUCAGAUCGACGUCCCGAUUUAUGCUUUGUCGAGCUUCUCGACUAUGCUACACACCGAGGGCACGAUCAGAGGGUUUCUGUUCUCGUCAUCAAAAGACAAGUGGCUACGGAUCCACCAUACUCAGGAAUGGUACGAUUUAUAUCAAAAAUGGUCAAACGAUGACCUGCAAAAAUUCUUCGAUCGAUAUCUUUACGGAAAGCCUAAUGAUUGGGAAUCGACGCCUAAAGUGCGACAUAGCUUACUCGGAUUUAACCGCGAGUGUAUUGUGAACAGGCCUGAGCCUAUAUACCCGCCGAGCUACGUGAAACACCGCACAUUCUUCUUGGAUGGCCAAACUGGGACGAUGAAUGAAGGCGGUGCUCCUGGGAAAUCUUCUUCAAUUAGCUACGUAUCCGACUCCUGGGAUGACGACGGCGCGCACUUCACCCACAUAUUUAGUAGCUAUACCGAGCUGAUUGGCUAUUCCCAAGUCAAAUUAUACAUGUCCUGUGCUGAAACAGAUGACUUGGACGUGUACGUUAUUUGUCGAAAACUCGAUGCAUCCGGCCAGCCGUUGAUGCAGAUGAACAUCCCGCUUGAAGCGCUCCCGGAGGGAACAACGGUCGAAGAUGUCCCAAAUCUGAACAUAUUCAAAUACUUAGGCCCUAAUGGCAGGCUUAGAGCUUCUCAUCGGGAAUUAAGCACUGACCCUACUCUGAGUAAGGAGCAGACUGCGAUGCUUGCUCCUGCUGUAGCGUGGCAUCCUCACAACAGGGAGGACAAGAUUCCGCGGGGCCAGAUUGUUUGCCUCGAUAUUCCACUGUGGCCCUCUGGAAUUAUUUUUGAACGUGGGGAGUCUAUUAGGUUGGAGAUCAAAGGUCAUGAGGUGACUCUGCCGGAGUUCCCUACAUUGGAUCGUGUCCCGGGAAAUUUAAAUCGUGGCAAACAUGUCGUGCAUACCGGACCUAAUCAUCCUUCCUCGAUCGUACUAUCCUUGGCCUCUAGAAAUUCCACGGUGUAA
Talaromyces proteolyticus is the source of this 1874-nucleotide messenger RNA. RefSeq names its product Alpha/Beta hydrolase protein. The transcript has 6 exons. Gene Ontology annotation, molecular function: dipeptidyl-peptidase activity. Bases 75 to 1874 code for a protein of 599 amino acids. NCBI's taxonomy places the organism in Eukaryota, Fungi, Ascomycota, Eurotiomycetes, Eurotiales, Trichocomaceae. The record is from RefSeq and is a predicted model, not a curated record.